CGUAGAUAGUAGUAGCCGUCGUAGUCGUAGUAGCAGUAGGUAGCGUACGCAGGAGCGGUAGGAACUGCAUUCGUAUUUGUGCGUAAACAGUGGGAGUGGUUAGGCUGACAGCCUGGCGUGACAACACUAUCGCUCUUAUCAGCAUCCUCUUAUAAAGUAAGCAGAUAUACUUGUGCUGGCCUGGUACUUCAAAGGAAGACAGAUCUGUGAGCUACUACAAUGGCAAAAUAUUAUACACCACAGCCCACUGUGACUCCUGCCUCUGGAUUCAGUGCAGCAGAUGAUGGCAUGGCGCUCAGGGCUGCAAUGAAAGGCUUCGGCACAGAUGAGCAAGCCAUCAUCGAUAUCCUUACUAAACGUUCAAACAUACAGCGCCAACAAAUUGCAAAGUUCUUCACAGAAGAAUAUGGCAGAGAUCUGAUUGAGGACCUAAAGAGUGAGUUAGGUGGACAUUUUGAAGAUGUGAUUUUAGCGCUGGUGAUCCCUCCAGCUGACUACCUCUGUAAACAACUGCACAAGGCCAUGGAAGGGAUGGGCACUGAUGAACACACACUGAUUGAAAUUCUGUGCAGCAAGAGCAAUAAGGAAAUAAAGGAAAUUGUGGAUGCAUAUGAGAGGUUGUAUGAUCGUCCAUUAGCAGAGCAUAUGUGCAGUGAAACAUCUGGAGACUUCCGACGACUUCUUACUCUCAUUGUUACUGAGAAGCAGGAUGAUAAUCGCUCACCCUCCUCUGAGUAUGCUGUGAGAAUGGCCACUCAGCUGCAUGAGUCAGGUGAGUUGAAAGUGGGAACAGAUGAAGAGGUGUUCAACCGGAUUUUGGCUCAUGAGAGCUUUCCUCAAUUGAAGCUCAUAUUUGAGGAAUAUAAGAAUGUAUCUGGACGUACUAUUGAACAAGCAUUACAGGCAGAACUGUCAGGAGAACUGCUGGAAGCCAUGCUGGCCAUAGUUGAAUGUGUCCAGAGUCCACCAGAAUUCUUUGCCAAGCGACUCCACAAGGUCAUGGCGGGAGGAGGAACUGAUGAUACGACUCUGAUUCGUAUUAUUGUGAGCCGCAGUGAGAUCGAUUUGGGGAAUAUCAAGCAGGAAUUUGAGCGUCUGUAUGACAAAACACUGGAAAGUGCUGUCAGGAAUGAAACAUCUGGAGACUACAAACGGGCUCUACUGGCACUGAUUGGUGGUCCAUAAAAUGGCUAGCAGGAUUGAUCUUCUCUCAGAGAUGGUGAAAAAUGAAUAAAUAUUAAUACAGUUCAUUUUAAUUAUAACUGUUAUAGCACUGAACUUUGUCUCCUCAACAAAAUAUUGUUUAUAUAAUUAACACAGAAUGAUGCUAGAAAUCUUAAACCACUUUCUCAGAAGUAUAUGUUUUGCGCUGUCUCAUUAGUAUUACCAUUAGUCACAUGAGAGUUUCAUGUGAAUUUGUUAGAAGUUGCAAUAAUGGUGUUGACAUUUGAUAUUAAUAUUAAGGUUACAAUAAUAGUUGUUACUUGGUGUAGGCAUGAUUAGAAAAACUGUGUAAGUACUUAUCUUCGUAUGAUGUUAGAGUAAGUUUGCGGUUAUAGGGAUGCAGCAAAUCGAAUUCCAGCUUUCCUGUAUGCAGGCACUUAUAUAAACAAUAACCUCACAAUUGUCACAUUGAUCAUAUUCUUUUUAUUUUUAUUCUAUUAAUU
Molecule: messenger RNA, 1667 nt
Organism: Cryptotermes secundus
Lineage: Eukaryota; Metazoa; Arthropoda; Insecta; Blattodea; Kalotermitidae
Gene: AnxB10
Product: annexin B10
Exons: 9
Coding region: 220-1185 (321 amino acids)
Cellular component (GO): cytoplasm
Molecular function (GO): calcium-dependent phospholipid binding; calcium ion binding
Source: RefSeq, a predicted model, not a curated record